This is a messenger RNA of Syzygium oleosum, 1570 nucleotides long. Its product is annotated as probable UDP-arabinopyranose mutase 2. Gene Ontology annotation, molecular function: UDP-arabinopyranose mutase activity. Gene Ontology annotation, biological process: plant-type cell wall biogenesis; UDP-L-arabinose metabolic process. NCBI's taxonomy places the organism in Eukaryota, Viridiplantae, Streptophyta, Magnoliopsida, Myrtales, Myrtaceae. Gene Ontology annotation, cellular component: Golgi apparatus; cytosol. Bases 304 to 1401 code for a protein of 365 amino acids. The transcript has 4 exons. The record is from RefSeq and is a predicted model, not a curated record.
AAAGGCAAAAUAGAAGUUGGAAAGAAUGGGAAGGAAGGAGAGGCUGCUGCUUUUCGAAGGGUUUUUUGAGUUGAACGGGUCGUCUUCCCCAUACAACUUCAGACACGUUCGCCAUUUAAAGCCACCACUCAUGCCGAUCUCUGCGCCCCUCCCUCACAUGCCCUUCCCCAUUUAAAUUCCCCCGCACACGCCCUCUCUCUCAUUCGCGGACGCACACACACGUUCUGCCCCUGCCUCUUCCCCUGCCUCGGCCUCCUGCCUCUGUUCCCCUGCCUCUGAUCCUCUGCAUCGAGAUCGACACAAAUGGCGGGCUCAGCAGCAGCCGCGGCAGCGAAGCCCACCCCGCUGCUCAAGGACGAGCUGGACAUCGUGAUCCCCACCAUCAGGAACCUCGACUUCCUGGAGAUGUGGAGGCCCUUCUUCGAGCCGUACCACCUCAUCAUCGUCCAGGACGGCGACCCCUCCAAGAUCAUCAAGGUCCCCGACGGCUUCGACUACGAGCUCUACAACCGCAACGACAUCAACAAGAUCCUGGGCCCCAAGGCCUCCUGCAUCUCCUUCAAGGACUCCGCCUGCCGCUGCUUCGGCUACAUGGUCUCCAAGAAGAAGUACAUCUACACCAUCGACGACGAUUGCUUCGUCGCUAAGGACCCAUCAGGCAAAAUGAUCAAUGCCCUCCAGCAGCAUAUCAAGAACCUCCUCUGUCCAUCCACUCCCUUUUUCUUCAACACGCUGUAUGACCCUUACACGGAAGGUGCAGAUUUCGUCCGUGGAUACCCUUUCAGUCUGCGUGAGGGUGUACCGACUGCGGUCUCUCAUGGCCUCUGGCUCAACAUCCCGGAUUAUGAUGCACCUACACAGCUCGUGAAGCCUCUUGAAAGGAACCAAAGGUAUGUUGAUGCGGUCUUGACAAUACCGAAGGGCACUCUUUUCCCUAUGUGUGGCAUGAAUUUGGCAUUCGACCGUGAGCUUAUUGGCCCUGCAAUGUACUUUGGACUGAUGGGUGACGGCCAGCCAAUUGGCCGAUAUGAUGAUAUGUGGGCUGGCUGGUGCGUCAAGGUCAUCUGUGAUCAUCUGGGACUGGGAGUGAAGACCGGCCUGCCCUACAUAUGGCACAGCAAAGCCAGCAACCCAUUUGUGAACCUGAGGAAGGAGUACAAAGGCAUCUUCUGGCAGGAAGAGAUCAUCCCGUUCUUCCAGUCUGCGGCUCUUCCCAAGGACUGUACCACGGUCCAGAAAUGCUAUAUCGAGCUCUCCAAGCAAGUCAAGGACAAGCUCAGCAAGGUCGAUCCUUACUUCGACAAGCUCGCAGAUGCUAUGGUCACUUGGAUUGAGGCCUGGGACGAGCUCAACCCGCCAGCUGGAGCCGCCGCCAAGGCGCCGAGCGGCAAGGCCAAAUGAGGAAGUUUCGUACUUCGAGGGAUACAUUAGCUCCUUAAAUUUUCCAAUCUGAGAAUUCACUCCGAAGAGCCAUUACCAUUACAGCUCUUUGUUCCUUCUUUUUCUCUCUUUAAACUUAAUUUCCGAGACUAUCACAUAUAUUAGGCUUGUUUCCCGGGCUUUCCUUCUA